Molecule: messenger RNA, 4268 nt
Organism: Pocillopora verrucosa
Lineage: Eukaryota; Metazoa; Cnidaria; Anthozoa; Scleractinia; Pocilloporidae
Product: sushi domain-containing protein 2-like
Biological process (GO): cell-matrix adhesion
Source: RefSeq, a predicted model, not a curated record
AAACCUUGUUUUCACACUUAUUGAGUGCAGCAUAUGCAUUUCCAUUAUCGGAAGUUUAAGAUAACCUUUGACUUGAGUGUAUUAAGCAUGUGACGGGCCUAAUCACGAGCAAUUCAGAUGACACAUUCCUUUAUUAGCACAGAGAAUGAAGACUAUGGAAGUUGAGAAAAUUAUCGUGCUCUUGUGUAACCAUUUCAUUUUUUUAUCGAAUGCUAUUGUGCUUCCCAAUUUCUAUCCUUUUGGAGUGAGCGAUGGAGACCAGCUUGUUCCGACAAAUGACGACGGGAGCUCUGGGACGAUACCGAUAUCAAUUCAGUUUCCUUUCUACGAUAGGAAUCACAAUUCGCUGUUUGUCAACACCAACGGGGUGAUUUCUUUCCUGGUCCAAGUUUCACAAUAUACCCCGGAUCCAUUUCCUCUGGGAGAUAGUCGUCGACUGGUGGCUCCAUUUUGGGCUGAUGUUGAUACACGUAAUGGAGGACAAGUGUUCUACCGAGAGACCACAGAUACGCAACUGCUUAAACGAGCUACUAAUGAUGUUACAGCCACCUUUGUAGAUCACAGAAAAUUCAAAGCCACUUGGCUAUUCGUGGCGACGUGGUAUGAAGUCGCUUUCUAUGGUGCUGGGAAUUUCUCACCUAAGAGAAACACUUUCCAGGCGAUUUUGAUAACAAACGGACGGCACUCUUUUGUAAUUUAUAAUUAUAACAAAAUCACCUGGACUACUGGCACAGCAAGCUCAGGAGACAAGAGCGGGCUUGGAGGUACCCAGGCACAAGCAGGCUUCAAUGCUGGUGACGGCAAACGCUUUUACACUAUCCCAGGGUCUGGCACUCAUGACGUUAUCAAUAUUUUUAAAACGUCCAAUGUGGCAAGGCCCGGUCGAUGGAUAUUCCGUAUUGAUAACGCGAGGAUCGUGGAAGGUGGUUGCAACACGAAAGGAUCAAUUGUUAUUUCACCGGGCUACGCAAUCAUGCUAGGAGGUGAUAACCUUUUCGUGUCUGGACCCUGCUUCAAGUCAUCAGAUGACAUCAUAUGUGAAUUUUCUGGCGGCAAAGCAAUCAACGGAAGUUUUAUCAGUCCCAUUCAGGCAUCUUGCACUGUGCCAAUGCUUUAUUCGACCGGCAGGUUGACAAUGAAAAUGUCAGUAAAUGGAGGAAGGAGUUUCGACUACCAAGGCAUCAUCACCAUUGUUAACAUUGCCAAAUUCAAGCCAGCUGUCGUACGGUAUAAGGUAAAGAGGUGGUAUGAAAAAAGUCAUAUCUGUAUUACAUGGGAUCCAGCUUACCUCGGAGGCGACAAUCAGAGAGUAACAGUUCAACUGGCUCGUUUUUCCAUGAAGGGCGACGGACAGGUGGUUUUUCAUAGCACAUUCAAUGUAGUGGCAGGUCAGCAAAAUGACGGAAAUAGUCAGUUCGUUGUGCCAAAAGGAGUAGAUCAAGGAGCAAUAGGUGGGGAUGACCGCUUUGUCACACUGGUUCUAGUAAAAAGGAUUGUUAGCAGCUUCGGCAGUUCCCCGGCCGAAUGGAUCUGGAGCGAUCCAUUCCACUGGUUGAACUACGAGAUGGCUGAGCAGAGAUGUGUGCAGUGGUAUAACAAGCAGCCUGAUCCAAAGAUAUACACAGAUGACAUCUCCCUCCUUUCCUGCCCGCAAACGUUUCUUCAAGCAAUGGCGGACCGCGGUCGAUUUAUGUUAGACGAAUACUGUAAUCCAAAUGCUGAGCAACAUUUUGCUUUAUACUGUAAGGAGGCUACGCAUUGCUUUAGCACAAUCAAUCCAAGUGAACAAGGUGCUGGACAGCAGUGUUGCUAUAAUGAACAAGGAAACUUGAUGAUUGGUCCAAAAAAUGGGGGAUCCCUGAGUCGGGUUCAUAUGAGUGCUGGAGUGCCAUUUCUCUCUCAUUUCUUCCACGACCUGAUGCCUUAUUCAGACUGUUGUGUAUUGUCUGAGAACUGUGGAAAGUACUUUGAGAAGAGACCAUCAGAUAACGGCAUGAAGUACGAGCCUCCACGGCCAGCCACUGGAAUCGGCGAUCCUCACAUGGUUACUUUGGAUGGAGUUGAAUACACCUUUAAUGGUUAUGGCGAGUAUCACAUUCUCCAGGUAGCACCUUCUGGGUUCAAGCUACAGGGAAGAAUGCAGCCUUUGAUCAAUAGUUACGGCAGAAAGACUCAUGGUACAGUUUACAAGGCGUUUGCGAUGAAGGAAAAUGGCUCGGAUAUUGUACAGGUUCACAUGAACGGCCGCAGUGAAGUUGACGUUCUGGUGAAUGGAGCUUUGAUAGAAUCUGAUGAGCGACUGCUGGUGGAUUUUAAUGGCGUCACAGUUUUAAAAUACAAUAACUCUUAUAAAUAUUCCACCAUAUUCAACUCUGGCAUAUCAGUUACAAUCGAGAAGGCCGAUGAACUUUUACAAAUGAUGCUGCUGGUGCCACAGAUGUAUAAAGGAAACACAAGUGGCCUUCUGGGAUUCUGGGACGGGGACCAAGUAAAAGAAUACCUGCUUCCUAACGGAACCUUCCUUGACACUAAUUCAAACCAAUCACGAAUUCAUUACGAAUUUGGACAAAAAUGGGCUGUAACUGAAGAGGACUCAUUAUUCACAUAUUAUGGCGAAAAUCAUACCUCCUAUGUCGAUGUGGGAUACAUACCGGUGUUUUUCGAUCAGGAUUUGAUUUUUGAUGACGUAAUCUUCGGUCAGAAGGCUCGAAAUGUGUGCGGUAGUAACAAGGAAUGCCUGUUUGAUAUUUACACCACUGGAAAGAUCAGCAUUGGGAUGAAUUCUAAGAAGGCCUUGGAGUCGUUUGCUGUGGUCGUAAAUGAAGUAGAGACCCCAGGCUGUAUACCAAUGGAGAACGUACUUCGCAAUGGUUUAAUGCAAAGAAAGGAUUCUAAAGAUGGAGCCAUGCUAUUCAAGUUCCAUUGUGACACAGGUUUCAGUCUCACAGGCCCUUCAGUUAUUCGUUGUUAUCAAGGACAGUGGAAUGGCUCUAAACCAAGCUGUGAACCAUCAGGUACGAAGAGGAGCCGGAAACUGUGGUAUGUCCUCGCUUCUGCCAUAGCAGGGAUCGUACUCAUUGCAGUGGUUAUUAUGGUCUUCUGUUGUAUUAGACGGAGAUGUAACAAUUCUGACGCCAAUGAAGGACGAGAAGCUUCACAAAUUGGACAAAAGAUCAACGCGGACUUAAGUUUAAACAACCCGGCUUAUGUAUCAUGCAACGAUCUGAAAUCAGCUUGACAAUAUGCUCUGCCUCGUAUAUCAUCAUAUAAUAAAAGGAGAGAGGCUUGGAAAGGCAGAACAAUCAUCAAAGAAAUGGAAACAAGGAAUAACGAUGCUGAAGUUUAGGUUGGGAGCUCCCUAAUCGAGAUUAGUCUUUCGUCUUUUCACUGACGGAAUAAACUAUUGCACAUUUUGCACGGUCAGGUUAAGAAAACCUUAUAAUAACCUUUAACAAAGAAAUAUGCUGGCUCUUCCAACCCUUUUUCCAGUCACGUCUACGUACUUAGAUUGUAAUUUAACAUCAGCCCCUAACAAAAGUAAUAUAGUGUGAGUUGGCCAACUGACUGGAAAUAGCACAUUUAUCACCUUUAAGUGAGGAAGGAACUAAACUUCUGUAGGCCACCAUCACCUUUAUUUGAAAUUAACUUCAUUUUUGGAUUAUUGUGUCGUCUCUAGGUCUUCUCUGGGUCUUCCAUGUAGGAGGCACAUAUUUCCGUUUAUUUUUCAUUGUAGAUAAUGGAAAAGAAAUAGGAAACAUCUCUUUCCUUCAAAUAACUAAGCAGAUGAUAUAAAAUGUUAGAUACCUCAAAUUAUCGAAACGUUAGUCACUACUACCGACAACAGUUCUUCUCAGAACUACACUCACCCGGACGAUCAGACUACACUAUGACAUGUUACCCCCGGGUUCAAACCAUUUACGGUGAUUCAUCUUAUCGAUGGAAGAAUCAUUUGUUUUCAGACAAGUGGUAGAUAUAAAUAUACCAACAGUUUUAGGGAUAGGGGGAGGGUGGGGGUGUUCUAAACCCCUUGAAUCCCCUCCCUGGAUCAGCUGCCGAGGUACAUUUCAUAAUCUGACCAAUCACCAAAUACUUCCCACAUGAAAUAACUUGCACUUACAAAGUAGUUUGAACAUGCAAAUAAAAGGAGAAGAGCUGUAAACGUCAUUUCUAUGCCUUAGUGUAGUGGUGCAUCUUGCUAUAUUGGCAGUAAUUUAAUAUGUUGCAAUUAUAAGAUUUCUAAGCAGACAUUUUUGCCAACGAUAUAAAAC